Molecule: messenger RNA, 466 nt
Organism: Paramecium octaurelia
Lineage: Eukaryota; Ciliophora; Oligohymenophorea; Peniculida; Parameciidae
Source: the annotation of a GenBank genome assembly
AUGAUUAAUGUGUUUAAUAAGAUUAAGCUGAUCAUAUUAGAAUUCCUAUCUAAACACAACAUUAUUCUGAAACAAGCUGAAUCUGUUGCUCUGGAUAAUUAGAUAUCAAUUGUCACCAAAUUGGAUUACUAAUUUAUGACUCCAAAAAAGAAAAAUUUGAACUAACAAUUUACUUCGAUCUCCAUUUCCAAAAGUGAGUAUGUGUCAAGUUAGGAAAUGUUUUCAAAGAUCGAGGAGAGUUCCAAAAAGUCAAUUGAAGAAAACUAUACCAACAAUCUGAUGAAUAUGACAAGUAGUGAAUUAAAACUUCAAUUUGGUGCCGCUGUGCAAUUCAUCCUAAAUCAAAAAUGCAAAAACAAUUAGUUAAACUUCGUAAGUAUUCAUCCAAUCAUAUUUUCAAUUGUCAAUAAUUUCUUUGCAAACUGACCAAACACACAUGUGAUUCAAAAAUAUGAAUGAUCCAUCC